AUGGCACCCAAGAAGGAAAAGGGAGGGACUUCCAGCAACAGCGUUAAGAUAUGGGAACCCUCACUCAUCGCUACCCACGUCAACCAGAACGAUUGGAAGGCGUCCAUUGCUUUUGUGGUUGGGAACCAGACGGAGGACGAACUUCUCCUCCGAGCCCUCACCCUGGCCGUCCAGGCGCCUCAGCGUAAGCUCUUCAGUGUGAUCCUGUGGGAAGACAUUCUGCAGCAGAUCCAAGAGGUGAAUGUCCUUUUCGGAAGUGCAGCUAAGAAAGGGAAGAAGUCUGCCAGCGGUGCUGCGCCUUUGUUUUACGAGGUGCUAAUGGCAGCAAAAGCAAUUAUGGACAAUGGAGAGAAGUUAACCUUACCACUGAUAGGGAAACUCUUAAAAUUUCAGAUUCUCCAGAUUAAAACCAAAGACCAACAGCGGCGGGAAAACGAAAAGAAGGUGGUAGAAGACAGGUUUAAGUCUGAAAAGGAAAAAGGCAAAGGAAAAUCCCCCAAGGAGAAGAAGACCCCCAAUGCCAAGGGAGCCAAAGGAGGAGGAGGGGGAGGAGGAGGAAAGGGAAAGGAUCAGCCCGAGGCAAGUACAACCGUGAAAAAGACCACAGAGCUAAGGCGAAGGGGAGAAGAAGAUGACACCAAGCGCUACAUUGACGAUGAGCCAGACGAUGGUGCCCAGCAUUACAUUAUAGUUGUGGGCUUCAACAAUCCCCAACUAUUAGCGAUUAUGACUGAGCUUGGCGUUCCCAUAAGCAGCGUGAUUAAAGUAUCUUCAGAGAAUUAUGAACCUCUGCAAGCACACCUGGCAGCAGUUAGCCAACAGCAGGAAGCUUUUCUUCAGCCAGAAGAUGUAGAAGCUGAAAAACAGAAGAAAGAGAAAGCCGUCAAAGAACUGGAAAGCUUUUGGAAGUACUUGGAUCCAAUCCUGAAUAAUGAUAAACCUGAAACAAAUCUCUUUGAUGUGGCUCGGCUUGAAUACAUGGUCAACGAAGGGCACUUUCCUUCCGACUGGGCAGACAACGAGAUGAUGAUGGAAUUGGGUACCUUGAUUUUUGAAAAUGUUGCCUGUUUGAUGUAUGACAGCCUGGACUGGAAACGCCAGCACCAGCACUAUUUGGAAAGUAUGCAGCUGAUCCACGUGCCACAAGUGGUUCAAGAGAAACCUGUCCUAGAACCCUUACUGAUUUCCGAGGCUUCACAACCUGUUGCCCCAGCAGCUGGAAAGAAGAAAGCGCAAGGUGAAGAAUCACAAGCUCCACCACCAGUGACUUUUGUCAUCAAAACUGAUGUAGACAUGAGAUAUUACAAUGAUCUACUGAAUCCAAUCCCAGAGGAAUUCAUUUCCGUGCCUCUGAUAAUACAUUGUAUGCUAGAACAGGUUGUGGCGACUGAAGAAGAUCUUGUGCCCCCAAGCCUGGCAAAGUUGCUCCCCAGAGCAGACGGUUUAGACCACAGAAUUGCAGCUCACAUUGUGUCCAUCCUGCCUUCUCUCUGUCUUUCAGAGAGGGAGAAAAAGGAUCUCCAUGAGGUGUUCUUAUCUGAAGAAGAAAAUGAAAGCAAAGCUAUGCCCAAAGGUCCUCUCCUACUAAACUACCAUGAUGCUCUAGCCCACAAGAAAUAUGCCCUCAAGGACCAGAAGAAUUUUGACCCAGUUCAAAUUGAGCAGGAGAUGCAGUCCAAGUUGCCACUGUGGGAAUUCCUUCAGUUCCCACUGCCCCCACCAUGGAACAGCACCAAACGUCUAGCUACGAUUCAUGAGCUCAUGCACUUUUGUACAAGCGAGCAGACCACGGACAGUGAGAUCAAAGAUGAAGCAGUCACAAAGACUGAUUCAGUGGAAAAGAAACCUAAGAAGAAGACUGUGGAAGCGAAUUUGGAGGACAUCAAGAAAACACAGCAGCGCAGUCUCAUGGACUGGAGUUUUACAGAACACUUUAAACCCAAAGUGCUGCUUCAGGUGCCAUCGAGUCAGUUCUGGUUCCGAGCUACCUCUUGUACAACAGAAGGAAACACCACCACUAACCACUUAAGUAGUGGUCAAUGGAGGUUUCUAGUCCAAUCAAGUUAUUUGGAACUUGUGGCAAAAUCCAUUCAAGAUUGGAUCAUAAAAGAAGAGGCUAUUUACCAGGAAUCUAAAAUGGCUGAGGAUAUAGCUAAGGCCAAGGCUGAAGCAGAUUUAAAAUCUUCUGGCAAAGCUUCUUCCCCUAACAAAAUUAAUUCUCCUAAAAAGUCUAAAAGCAACAAAGGAAUCAGCAAAGUAGAAGUAUCUGAGAAUGAAAAAGAGAAAGAAAAAGAGAAGGAAAAGAUUCCUUUCAUUUUAGAAGGCUCUCUCAAGGCCUGGAAGGAAGAACAAGACCGGUUAGCAGAAGAGGAACGCUUAAAGGAAGAAAAAAAAGCCGAAAAGAAGAGUAAAGACACUGGUAAAAGGAAAGGCCGAGAGAAGGUAGAAAAGGAAGACGGUCAGAUUUUAAAGAAGAAGUCUUCUUUAAAGGAUAAAGCUAAAGAGGAGCAAAUGAAGGUCCCAGAGCCCACCGAGGAGCCUCUCCAGUCACCAGAACCGGAGACCGUUUAUCCGUUUCGAGGAUACAAUAUGGGAGACAUACCCAUCCAGAUCUCAGGGACAAAUCACUAUCUGUAUCCUUCAGAUGGAGGACAGAUUGAAGUAGAAAAGACAUCGUUUGAGAAAGGCCCAACUUUUAUCAAAGUGAAAGUUAAAAAGGAUAAGCACAGUUUUAUAAUUCACUUAAGAGACCCUAAACCAAUUGUGAGAAAGGAAAUGAAAGAAGAGGAUCAUGCUUCAGAAGAAGAGAGCGAAGGAAAAACGGAGGAGGAAAAGUCUGAAGCAGAAGGAUCAACUGUCAAGAAAAAUUAUAUAAGCAAAUUUGGAUCUUUUUCUGCCACCUUGGAAAAUGGAAUCUGCCUCUCAAUAAGUUACUAUGGCUGCAGUGGAAUGCCCCCAGAGGAUCAAGACCCUAUGCUGGAAACCAUGCUGAAUAUCCCUUCAGCGUUGACUCCAACGGUGAUCCCUGUUGUAGUAACUGUUCCUCAAGGCAAACAGAAAGGAGGGAAAGCAAAAGGCAAAGAAAAACCCAAAGAAUCCAUCAAAGAGGAGGAGCACCCUAAAGAAGAGGAAAAAAAGGAAGAAGUAGAACCGGAACCUUUGGUACAAGAGACUGUUUAUGUUCCCACCUUCCCAAACCUAAAUGCUUCUUGCCCCAAUGGGCUCCUGUUGACCUUUAUUGGGCAAGAGUCUACAGGUAAGUAUCUCUUUGAUGGGGAUGGGGAACCCACUUGGGACAUCAUGGUUCGACAGAGCUACCCGCAGAGGCUGAAGCACUCGGAGUUCUAUAAAACGGUGAUGCCACCAGUGGAGCAGGAGGCAUCGAGGGUUAUCACCAGCCAGGGCACGGUCAUCAAAUACAUGCUGGAUGGCACCACAGAGAUCCUUUUUGCCGACGGUGCUGUAAGCCACAGCCCUGAUUCCGGCCCUGUUUGUCCUUCUGAAAUGCUAAUGAGCCUUCACAGUACCGAUCUAACGGAAUCACCUUCGCAGCAAAAGUUGGACACCGCGCCAUCUGAGAUUGCCGUCACCAAGAAAGGAAAAGGUCACAAAAAUAUGUUAUCAAUGACCCAUAAGAAUGAAAGCCAUGAACCUCAUGCAGAGGCAGUUCAAACAGCAACUCCUGUGGAAGUUCACAUAGGCGUCUGGUUUACCACCACACCUGGAGGGAAUCGGAUUGGUACCAAAGGAUCAGAAAGAAUAACAGACUUGACCCCACUUUUAUCCUUCAAAGCCACAGAUCCUGUCAAUGGAACGGUUAUGACAACUCGAGAAGACAAAGUGGUCAUUGUGGAGAAGAAAGAUGGUACCCGGAUCGUGGAUCAUGCUGAUGGCACCCGAAUCACAACCUUUUAUCAAGUUUAUGAAGAUCAUAUUCUUCCCGAUGAUCAAGAAACAGCCGAGGAUCUGCAGACAGUCACCAGGCAGGUGAAGUGCAUGCGGAUAGAGAACUCACACUAUGCCACUGUCAUCACCAACUGCGAGGACAGUAGCUGCUGUGCCACCUUCGGAGAUGGGACAUCUAUUAUUGCAAAGCCCCAAGGCACAUACCAGGUGUUACCUUCAAGCACAGGCUGUCUUUAUAUUGACAGAGACUGUUCAGCUAUAUAUUACCAUGAAUCAAACAGUGAGCUAUACUAUCCUUUCCCAAAGCGUAACCAGCUGAGAGCUAGCAAGUACAUCAUGAAGCACACGUCAGAGAUUCUCUGUGAGGUCAUGGAUCCUGAGGGAAACAUUUUCCAGGUCAUGGCUGAUGGGAGUGCAUCAACUAUUUUACCUGAGCACACAUUUGAAGAGGAGAUGAAUUCAAAUACUGAGGGCUAUGACAGUUUAUCAUCUCUGCACCUCCAGAAGAAUCAUCUGCAAAUCUAUGGUGAACAUAUCCCCAGAUUUUUUGUUAUCUAUGCGGAUGGAUCUGGAGUAGAACUUCUUCGAGACACUGACAUAGAGGAAUAUCUCUCCAUGGCAUACGGAGAACCCAUGACUGUAGUUCUCCAAGAGCCGGUACAGGAACAGCCAGGGGCCCUGAGCAUCACCGUCCUGCGCCCUUUUCAUGAAGCAUCACCUUGGCUAAUGAAGAAAGAACUGGAUACGAUUGUGCCUCCUAAUCUCCAAUCACGAUCCUGGGAGAACUUUCCCUCUGUUGAGAAAAAAACUCCAGGACCUCCAUUUGGCACUCAGAUUUGGAAAGGCCUUUGCAUUGGCUGCAAAAAGCUCGUGUGUGCCCCAGCCCCUAUAGUCAAGGGUCCCAAAGUGCUGCAGGUCCGCCAGUUCAUCCAGCAUGAGGUCAUAAAAAAUGAACUGAAGCUGAGGCUGCAAGUUUCCCUAAAGGAUUAUAUCAACCAUAUUCUCCAAAAAGAAGAUGAGCUACAGGAAAUGACAGUUAAAGAUUGCAGAACCGAGGAGGAGCGAGGCAACGCUACAGAUCUCCUCAAGUUAGUGAUGUCUUUCCCUAAGAUAGAGGAGACUACCAAAAGUCAUGUCACUGAAGUUGCAGCCCACCUGUGCAAUUUAUACAAGCAAAGUAUAACGACAGUUCCAAAAUGUUUCCCGGAUCCGUUCACUAAAGAUUUCUUGGAAAAGCAAUGGAGGAAUAGGACACAAUCAAAGUCCUGGCAAGAAAAGAUGAAGCAAAAGAGGGAAGAAAUUGAACAAACCAAAAAGUAUCUAACAGAAAUUCGGAACAAAACAGUGCCACCCUACUUCAAAUCUGACUUGAACAUGUUAUAUCAGACUCAGUUUAAUUAUCUGGACAGUCUUUCGAAAAAUCUGCCGCCUGCAACAAAGAAAAAGGCCGCAGACAAAGUGCGUGUUGUUCCAAGUGCAUCUAGUACUCCUCCAGAUUCUAGGCCCCAUGAGGCUUCAGGACCAGAAGUCUCAGAUGUGUUUAACCCUCCAAAAGCAGGAGGUCCUGUGACAACCCAUGCAUCCACGAUCCAGAACCAACCUGAAGAUUUACCCAAGUCUCCCAAAGGCGUAGAAGAACAAGAACACCACAUGCCUGUGAAAAUCCCAACCCAGUCGUUGCUGCAGGAUGCUAUGGGGCAAGCAAGAAAAGAGAAAGUGAGGUUGCCUCAUUACUUGCUGAGCAGCAAGCCCAAAUCACAACCUCUUCCACAGGUGAAUGAUUCCGUCGGCGGAAAGGUGAACACAUCUUCCAUUGCGCGUGCUGCCAUCAAUAAUCCAAACUUAGCCCCCAUCGGGUUCCACCUCCUCCCAUCAUCAGUCAACUUUGGGAUUCUUAGAGAAGGACACACUUAUGUAACCACUGUCAAGCUCAAGAACAUUGGAGUGGACUUCUGCAGGUUUCGAGUGAAGCAGCCUCCAAGCAGCACAGGACUGAAAGUGACUUACAAACACGGGCCUGUGGCAGCGGGUUUGCAGGUAGACCUGAGAGUGGAGUUAUUUGCCAUGGCUGUUGGAGAGGACGGCGCGAAGGGAUCCGCACACAUCACUCACAAUAUUGAGAUUACGACUGAGCAUGAUGUUCUGCUCUUACCUGUGGAAGCGAUAGUUUUAACAGGCAGAAAUUAUGAUAACAGACCAGAAGAUUUUCCUCAGGGAAAAGAAAAUCCGAUGGUCCAGAUGUCUACAAUUUCUCCCUCUACCCUUGGAGUCUUCUUGUCUCGGAGAAUUUCUCCUUAG
Messenger RNA from Echinops telfairi (small Madagascar hedgehog), 6204 nucleotides. RefSeq names its product sperm associated antigen 17 (gene SPAG17). The record is from RefSeq and is a predicted model, not a curated record. NCBI's taxonomy places the organism in Eukaryota, Metazoa, Chordata, Mammalia, Afrosoricida, Tenrecidae. Gene Ontology annotation, cellular component: axonemal central apparatus. The coding region runs from base 1 to 6204 and encodes 2067 amino acids. The transcript is spliced from 46 exons. Gene Ontology annotation, biological process: axonemal central apparatus assembly; epithelial cilium movement involved in extracellular fluid movement.